This is a messenger RNA of Letharia lupina, 600 nucleotides long. RefSeq lists its product as uncharacterized. Lineage: Eukaryota; Fungi; Ascomycota; Lecanoromycetes; Lecanorales; Parmeliaceae. The record is from RefSeq and is a predicted model, not a curated record. The transcript has 3 exons. Bases 1 to 600 code for a protein of 199 amino acids.
AUGUUGCCGUCUCCCAUCGAUCCGAUCCCAGAUCGCGCCUUUGGCCUCAAAGCUACCAUUGACUUCGAGUUACCCGAUCAAUUUUGGUCACUGACUGCUCCGAAUUCAACCAACUCUACAAAAAAACAAGCUGCCACACCUCCACCCCAGCCCGCCACCGAUCCUCCCGCCAACCACAAACCCAUUGCCGCCCCAUCCACGAUGGCUGAUGGCGCUCUGGGCUGCGACUCCUCCUACGCCCAGCUCCCGGUCCAUUGUGACGCUGCUUACUACGAGAAAUGGAAUAGAGAGAGGCAGGAGGCUGUUGCGCGCAACGAAGAUCUCAACGCCAAAUUUCUUACCUUGGUGGCGCAGAGAGAGGCGAAUAGUGCGUCGGGACAGUUGAGGAGGUUGUUCAAGAAGGGUAGUAAGACGUACGGACAGGGGCUAACGGCAGGCGAAGAGCAGAAGGCAUGGGAGGAUAGUAUGAAGAAAGGAGUCGGUAAGAGAGGUGGCGGUGGGAAGGGGGAUGAAGUUGUGAGACGAUUGCGCGAUGUGGAGGGCGAGGCUAUACUCGAUGAAAUGACUGGAUGGAAAAGUACUCAUACGCGUCUCUAUUGA